Culicoides brevitarsis is the source of this 1049-nucleotide messenger RNA. Its product is annotated as methionine aminopeptidase 1D, mitochondrial. Bases 71 to 1021 code for a protein of 316 amino acids. The record is from RefSeq and is a predicted model, not a curated record. The transcript is spliced from 2 exons. Gene Ontology annotation, cellular component: mitochondrion. Gene Ontology annotation, biological process: proteolysis. Gene Ontology annotation, molecular function: metalloaminopeptidase activity. Lineage: Eukaryota; Metazoa; Arthropoda; Insecta; Diptera; Ceratopogonidae.
UCAUUUGUUUAUUAAUUUUUCUUCGGGAAUUUUGAAUUCUGAAAAAAGUGGAUUAACAGCUUUAGUCAAAAUGAUUUCUCAUAAAAUCACCAAAGCUUUAAAACAAAAUUCACGGCCAUUUUUUUCAAUGUUCAAAAAUAAAUACGAUUUAGGAGAAUGCCGCAAUCUCAUCACAGAGUUAGGUCAAGUCUCGGAUGAGCGACCAGUCCCUGAUUAUAUUCCUAAGCCUAGUUAUUACUUCACACCAAUGACUAAACCUGCCAAAACCCUCGGUCCUGUUGAACGAAAAAAUCCUGAACAAAUAAAUGGAAUGCGAGAAAGCUGCCGGCUAGCCGCAAAUAUUUUGCAUUCAGUUCCCUCAAUUCUACAGCCUGGCAUUACUACUGAUGACAUUGAUGCAUUUGUUCACGACAAAAUUAUAAGUGCUGGAGCUUACCCAUCAACGUUACGUUAUUUGGGAUUUCCUAAAUCUAUUUGUACAAGUGUUAAUAACUGUGCUUGUCAUGGAAUACCUGAUGACAGGAAACUAUGUGAUGGAGACAUUAUAAAUGUUGAUAUCACUGUUUUCUUCAAGGGAUUUCACGGAGACUGUUCUAAGACUUAUCUCAUAGGGAAUGUUGACGACAGAGGAAAAUUUUUGGUAGAGUCAACUGAGGAAUGUCUAAAUGCAGCAAUUGAUAUAUGCAAACCAAAUAAAGCAAUCAAUGCGAUAGGAACUGUAAUUCAAGAUUUGGCUCAAAAAAAGAAUCUAAAUGUUUUUCCUCAUUUUACGGGGCAUGGUAUUGGUUCGUAUUUUCAUGGUCCUCCAGAGAUUAUUCCUGUAAAAAAUAGUUACGGAGGCUUUAUGCAACCAGGAAUGACUUUUACAAUUGAGCCAAUUUUGACGUUAGGUGACAUUGAAUGCGAGUUAUGGGAAGAUGGCUGGACGAUCGUUUCUCUUGAUGGAGCGAGGAGUGCGCAGUUUGAACAUACUAUCCUUAUAACUGAUGAGGGCCAUGAAAUAUUAACAUUGCCCAAUUAACGGUCGAAAUAAAAGACAAUAAAAAUUA